AUGUGGAUUCUGCGAUUCAAAACAAGCAACAACAAUGGCGCCACGCAAUUAUCAUCGUCAAUAUCCACUCUAUUUCACGAGGUUCAAGCACAUUACUCAACAAAAUCAACACAAAUACAUCCGAUUAGCGAGCCCCAUUUCAUGGUGGAUUACCUUGUCAAUUCUCUAGGGUUUUCUACAGACCAAGCAGUCUCCGCUUCAACAAAGGUAAGUCACCUUAAAUCCACUCAAAACCCAGAAUCAGUCAUUGAUUUAUUCAAACAAUGCGGUCUCGACAAAACUCAGAUAAAGAACAUUGUAUGUUUUACCCCUAAAAUCUUAACAACCAGCGUUGAUAAAAUCCUCCAACCCAAAUUUAGGGUUUUCCAGGAAUUAGGUUUAUCCGGGUCGGUUUUAGAGAAGCUAGUUAAACAAAGUCCGACUUACUCCAGCAAUAGGUUAGGUUCCAACGUCGAUUAUCUGAAGAAGAUACUGAAUAGCGAUGAAAAAGUGAGUAAAGUUAUUUACAGAUCAUGGUGGAUGUUAUCCACGAAUUUUGCACAGAAAUUGUCAGCUAAUAUGCUCGUAUUGGAAAAAUACGGAUUACCAAACGAUAAAAUCGAAACUAUACUCGUCAGAAACCCUGGAUGUCUUCUUCAAAGUCCAGAGUGGUUGGAAUCAACCAUUAAAAGAGUCGAACCUGUAUUAGGAAUUCCUCGUAAUUCCCCUAGAUUUGUUGAUGGGAUUGAAAUAAUUAUUUCAUUGAGUAAAUCGACAUUAGAGACGAAAUUUGGAGUUUUUAGAAGCUUUGGGUGGACUGAUUCUGAAAUAUUAACAAUGGUUAAAGCUUUACCUUUUUGUGUGAGAAGAUCUGAGGCUAAAAUUCAAGUUUCAUUGAAUUUUUUCAUGAAUGAACUUGGUUAUACAGCUCAAUAUUUAGCUACUCACCCAAAACUAUUAGUUUACAGCUUGGAGAAGAGAGUUAUGCCUAGAAAUAAAGUUUUGGAGAUUUUGAAAGAGAAGAAGCUGUUGAAGAACAAUUUUUCACUUUGUUCAGUUGUUGCUUUUUCUGAGGUGAAUUUUGUUAAAGAUUUUGUGGCUCCUUAUCAUGAAUUUGUACCUCAUCUGCUUGAAGCUUACACCAAUGCUACUAGUCAAUCUUCACACAAUCAGAUAACUUGA
Lactuca virosa is the source of this 1161-nucleotide messenger RNA. NCBI's taxonomy places the organism in Eukaryota, Viridiplantae, Streptophyta, Magnoliopsida, Asterales, Asteraceae. The record is from the annotation of a GenBank genome assembly.